Beauveria bassiana ARSEF 2860 is the source of this 1959-nucleotide messenger RNA. Its product is annotated as ankyrin repeat and zinc finger domain-containing protein. Lineage: Eukaryota; Fungi; Ascomycota; Sordariomycetes; Hypocreales; Cordycipitaceae. The transcript has 2 exons. The record is from RefSeq and is a predicted model, not a curated record. The coding region runs from base 1 to 1959 and encodes 652 amino acids.
AUGGCGUCCCAAACCGAAGACUACAUGGGUCGUCCGCUCUACGCCUACGAUCUUCCUCCACAGCUUCUUCGCUCCAUCACUCUCAAGCCCAAUGUCGACACACUUUCGACUGCCCCCUCGCUCGUGCCAGAGCGACCCAGCUCGCCGAGCGUGACAAGUACUGAUUCUACAACGACCGAAACAAACACCGUCGGAUCGCUGUCGUGUUCGCUGUGCGGCUUGACGUUUACCAAUGUCCUGGACCAGCGCGGCCACUUGAAAUCCGAUCUACACAAUUACAACCUCAAGCAGAAGCUGCGCGGCAAGAAGCCAGUCUCGGAGACGGAGUUUGAGAAGCUCAUCGAAGACUUGGACGAGUCGCUUUCGGGCUCCGAUUCGGACGACGACGAUGACGACGAUGACGACGCAAACGACACAACAUUGACAGCGUUGUUGAAGCGACAAGCCAAAAUUGCCGGGAAAAGCGCCUCAUCCAACGACGAUGACGACGGUAAAACAAAGGUGCAGAAACCCGGAAAAACACCGCUGCUUUGGUUCAGCUCGCCGCUGCUUCCUGAGAACCACUUCUUCGGCGUGUAUCGUGCGCUGUUUACAAAUGAACAACAAAAGACUACCGAUUUCACGGAAGAGUUACGCAAAAAGCAGCUCGAUCCAAUCACAAUUCCUCACCCGGCCAAGGAUGGUACACUGGCGCCGAUUGCUUACAAAGGACCUCACAUUUUCUUAUGCAUGAUUGGAGGUGGCCACUUUGCCGCCAUGGUGGUGUCCCUCGCACCGCGCCAGAGCAAACACAACGCGCCCAUGAACCGCGAGGCCACAGUGCUGGCACACAAGACAUUUCACAGAUAUACGACGAGGCGAAAACAGGGAGGUUCGCAAUCGGCAAAUGACAACGCCAAAGGCGCGGCGCACUCUGCGGGGUCCACGCUGCGACGAUACAACGAGCAGGCGCUGGUCGAGGAUGUCCGGGAGCUGCUUCAUGACUGGAGGGCGCUGCUCGCUACCUCGGAGCUCAUGUUCAUUCGCGCGACCGGCAUCACCAACAGGCGCACUCUGUACGGACCGUACGACAAUCAGGUUUUACGACACACCGACCCGAGAAUACGCGGGUUUCCAUUCAACACACGCCGGCCGACGCAAAAGGAGCUGAUGCGAUGCUUCAUCGAGCUGACGAGGCUCAAAGUCCGCGAAAUCGAUCCAGCAAGCGAAGUCAAGCCCGAAAAGACGACGCCAGUCUCUUCUACGCCGGCAACACCAAAGCCUUCCAAACCAAAGCUCACGGAAGCUGCGCAAACCGCACUACUUCACACCACUCAGCUCCAGGCCUUUAUACGGCGCUCCAAAUUGCCCGCCCUCUUGUCCUACCUCUCCAGCAACAAGCUCUCGGCCGACUUUGCCUUUGAGCCUACCGAGUCGCACCACCACACACCUCAUCCGCUGCACCUCGCGGCGUCGCAAAACUCAGCGCCCAUGGUGCUAGGCUUGCUGGUGCGUGGCGAGGCUAACCCGCUGCUCAAAAACGCCGAGGGCAAGACGCCCUUUGAGCUGGCCGGAGACCGCGCGACGCGCGACGCCUUUCGCGUUGCGCGCGCCGAGCUGGGCGAGGCCCGCUGGGACUGGGAGGCGGCCGGUGUGCCCGCGGCCCUGAGCAAGGCCGAGGCCGACAAGCGCACCCGCCGCGAGCAGGACGAGGCCGAUGCUAAGGAGGCAGAGAGGCGUCGCACCGAGGAGGAAAGGCUCAAGACGGAGGGGCCGCGGGUGCCGGAGUCCAAGAGACAGGGCGGCCGCGGCGGCGGACAGGUGCUGGGCGGCGGCGCGUCGGCCCUGCUGCCCAAGACGGCGCAGGAGCGCCGCGAGGAGGAGGCGAGAGGGCUGACGCCAGAGAUGAGACUACGGUUGGAUCGCGAAAGGAGAGCGCGUGCGGCCGAGGAACGACUAAAGAGACUACAGGGGAAGUAG